AGGUCGGAGGGGCGGUGCUUGGGUGGGUUGAGCCUGAGGAGGGGGCUGGGUGGAACAUCUGAAUCUGAGACGGGUCCAGGGAAAGGCCUCCCAGGGACUGAGUUUGUCUAAUAAGGGGGCGGAGCCUUCAGAGGGCAGGGCCUUAGAAAUUUUAGGGCUAGUGAACCUGACUGGAAGGUUGGAAAGGUGACCCUGAAAGCCGGGUGUGGCGGUAUGGUUGGGGCACCCACGUUGGGGUGGAGGGAUGAUUCUGCAAGGGUCUAAGUGAUGCAUCUCCAUGCCCAAGAGAGGAUUUGAAAGAGGGGAGAGAUGACUGCUCCAGGUGACUUUGGAACCCCAGUCAGGAUAGGAGAGUAUCUGAGGACACUCUUUCAUUCAGCAGACAUUUACUGAGCUGGAUAGAUGGGAUGUGAACAAGACAGAUAAACUGUAUUCUCUUGGAGCUUGCAGUCGAGUAGGGGAGAGAGACAAUAAACAGGACUUAUUGUGUUAUGGUCCGUAGAGAAAGAGUGAGCUGAUAAGAGUGGGGGGUAGGGGAGCUAAAUUUAGACGAGAGAAGUCAGCUGUGUGCAGGCUUAUAUUUACACUGGGGUCAGAGAGAUAAGCAGAAGCCGGAUCGUGAUGGAUAUUACAUGACAGUUUUGGAUUUUAAGUGCGGUUGGAUUCAUGGGAGAGUUUCGGGUGGGAAAAUGAUUUCCAUCUGGUUUCCAUUUUCAAAAUGCCAUUCAGGCUGCUCUGGGGAGGUGGGGUACCUCCUCCUAUGCAGGCAUAGGAACAGAGGCAUUUAGAGGUUUAGGAGACUCUUGCAGUUGUCACAGUAAGAAAUGAUUGGCUUUUAACUGCAAUGGAGGAGAGAAAUGGCUGGAUCUGUGAUCUUUUUUGGAUAGGAGGGGAAUUCUGGAUGGGCAUAUGCCAGAAUCCUGGAGGAUGGAGAACGGAAUCUAGAAACUGAGGGGCCUGGUACCCAACAAAGGAGAUGGGUGCUGGGGAGGCCUUGAGGCGGAGUCCACAGGCUCCUCUGUUUCUUUUCCCCCUCACCCAGGUUCUGGUGCCUGAUGAUGGCCGCCCGGCCACCCCCCCGAGUGACCUCAUUGAGAUCCAGGUGGUGAAGGUGACAGACACCACGCUGGUACCUGAGCCCCCGGAGCCAGGUCCUUUCCACUGUGCCUUGUGCCCAGCUGCCUUCCGGCUGGUCUCCGAGCUGCUGUUCCACGAACAUGGCCACCUGGCUGGGGUUGAGGGUGGUGGGCAGGGUGGGGACCCAAGCCGGUGUCACGUGUGCGGCCACAGCUGUCCAGGACCCGCCAGCCUCCGUGCCCACUACAGCCUGCACACGGGAGAGCGGCCCUACCGCUGUCCACUCUGCCCCCGAGCCUUCAAGGCCCUGGCGCCUCUGCUGCGGCACCAGCACCGCCAUGGGGUGGAGGCAGGGACCUCUCAAAGGCCUCCGGAGGCGGCAGCGGCUCGAGAACAGCGGCCCGGGGUGCCCCGGGAGAGGUCAGACAUGCGAGACCACGAGCGGGUGCACACGGGCGAGCGGCCCUACCACUGCGGCGUGUGCGGCAAGGGCUUCACCCAGUCCUCGGUGCUGAGCGGACACGCCCGCAUCCACACAGGCGAGCGCCCCUUCCGCUGCACCCUCUGUGAUCGCACUUUCAACAACUCCUCCAACUUCCGCAAGCACCAGCGCACCCACUUCCACGGGCCGGGGCCGGGGCUGGGGCUGGGAGACUCUGGAAACCAGCUGGCAUCGGGGGCUGAGGGGUCAGGGAGUGGGUGUGGGGCAGGAAACACUCUGGAAGACGGGCGUGGGGAGAGAGCCAAAGUGAAGGCAGAGGUUGACCAGUAGUCUGGGAGAGCAGGCACAAAGAAGCAUUAUCAGGGGAAGUAGGAGACAGGUGGCAGGGUGGGGGUGGGAAAAGAAGGCUGGGGACAAAGAGGAGCAAUUGGGGCAGAGAUGACAUAAGAGCUAACACAGAUGGCAGUAAGCAGCCAAGUGGGAGAGCAGAGGGAGAACCAGGUUCAGGACCCUCACAAACCCACACAACACCUCCGUGAGAUUCAGAGAAAGGUACUAAUGCAUCUAAAUGCGAGGGGCACAGGCUGGAUUUCAUUGCCCCGUUUGCCUCCCCUCCGGGUUGUCCCCGUGCAAGACACAGCUUGUCACAUCAGAGUCUGGGCACUGUGGGGAGGGGGGGCCCGAGUUGAGCAGAAGGGGCAGAACGGGAAUGCACCACAGUGAGCCUGGGCCAGCCCUUCAUCUGCAGAACCUGGACUACCUUCGGGCCUAAUCUUUUGCCUACCUCACUGGAUUGCACUGAACAUGAGAUGCCUACCCAUCCUCAGGCAGAAGACGUCCACCAGCUCCUCCAUGCAGACUGGGAUCCCAUCACCUCAAAGCCAGAGGGUCCCCAAGUCACAGUCUAGAGCACUCAACAGUCUCAAGGAUGUAAGCCCAACCAUAAGGAUUUUGACUCCAGGAGCCACUACCCUCGUUCCCAUGGUGGUCCCUCCUUAAGCCACCCAGACUCCUCUUCCAAGGAAACUGAAAACCCGGACUGAAAACAGCCAUCUAAAGCCCCCUCCUAAAGCUUUGGCUCAGAGACCAUGGUCCUCCAGGUCUACAAAGUAGCCUCAAGUUUCUCUGAUUUCCUCUACUCCCAAUCUGAAGCAGACAGCUUACUGCCGGGUCCCAGGCUGUCCCCAAAAAGGCUUCAUGGAUGGCAGCAUGGUGGCCUGGCCAGCAUUUGUGGGUGUGGAAUAGCUGAGUUACCGUGGUAGGGGGCAAGAGGAGAUGGGAUCUGGAGGUGGGAAACCUCCAGUUCUAUUCCUAUUAAAGGACUUUCUGAAGGGUUUCCUCUA
Molecule: messenger RNA, 2862 nt
Organism: Vicugna pacos (alpaca)
Lineage: Eukaryota; Metazoa; Chordata; Mammalia; Artiodactyla; Camelidae
Source: RefSeq, a predicted model, not a curated record